CCGGCUGCUGCGCGACCACCGCCUUCCGGAAGCCCUCCCGUCCGGCCUCCGCCACCCCGCUUGGCGUCGGCUCUCGCUAUCACCCCCCCACAGGAGCUCCUCCUUCCGCGGCUUUGAAUCGAAAACCACCACUCCCCUCCUGAGGGCCCUUCUCCCUCCGUCCGUAUCCAGCAAUGCAAGCGUCGGAGGAGGAAGGUCACGCGAGGGCGGAGGAGGCCUACGAGCAGGAGGACGUGGACGGGGAGGAGUACGAAGAGGAUGAGGAGGAAUACGAGUUCGGCGACGCCGCCGUCGCGACGCAGUGCGUGGAGAUGGCGGCUGGUGACAGCGUCAUCCCCACUAUCCGGGACUUCGAGGCCAUGGAAGCGCUGUUGGGCAAGCGCAAGGCCGUCACCGGGGAGCAGCCGCAGUUGGAUGCAUCUCCGAAGAGGAGAAAGCACGGUGAGCUCUCGGAAGCAGAAUCAGCCAACCUGUUUGACCAGCUGAUGGAAGGGUUUGGCCUUCGGCGGAAACGAAGGUCCAAAAAUGGCAAGAAAAGGGGGAGAACCAAAGGAAGAAGGAACAAGUGCAGUCCGGAAGUUAUCAAGAAACUGGGUGAUGCUACUUUGCUCUUCACGGAGAACAGAUUCAAGGAGGCAAUUCCUAUACUGCACGAGAUUGUGCGGAUUGCGCCGAAUUUCCCGAAUUCGUAUAAUCUACUCGGUAGCAUUUAUAAGGAGAAUGGUGAAAUUGACAAGGCCAUAAACUUUGUGAUGCUUGCUGCUUAUGUCUCCCCAAAGGAUGUAUCUCUGUGGAAGAAACUCAUUGACUUGGCACUGAAAAAAGAAGAUGCUGCUCUAGCAAGACACUGUGCUCUAAAAGCAAUGAGGGCAGAUCCAGAAGAUGUAGGGCUCAAGUUUGAUUGCGCGAAUAUAUAUCGAGCCCUUCACGACUAUCAGAAAGCUGCGGAGAUAUAUGAGCAGAUAGUCAGGAUUUAUCCGUCCAACAUUGUCGCGCGUAAAGCAGCAGCACAGAUGUACAGAGACUCUUCUCAAAUUGAUAAAGCUAUUAGUUUGUUGGAGGAUUUUGUCGAUGCUCGAACUACAAAAAUCGACUGGAAUCUUCUAGAUUUACUGAUAUCCCUUUAUCUGAGAAAUAAUUCCCAUGGUGAAGCACUGAGGCAGAUUGAGAAGGCACACCAAGUGUUGGGAUCUCAACACAAAUUACCAGUAAAUUUGCAGGCAAAAGAAUUAAUUUGCCAAGCUUAUCUUGGAGACAUGAAACAUGCUGAGAUGUUCCUUCAGGAAGUGUGUUUGGAGCGUUCGAAAGAGAGCACUGAUUUGGUUAAGGAAGUUGCUAGCACUCUUGAAAAUAUGGGCCAAUACGAGUAUGCAAUAAAAUUUUAUUUGAUGAUUGAAGAUGUUGCUGUUCAGAAUGAUGGUAGUCCAGAUGUGGAUCUUGCUCGAUGUUACAUGGUCAUUGGGGAGAAAAGAAAAGCUAUCCCAUACUUUGAGAAAGCCUUAGAAAGAAUGAAGGACAAUGUCGAUGUACGGAUAACCUUGUGUUCUCUUCUUGUUGAUGAGGGAAAGAGUACUGAAGCUAUCGAUUUGCUUAAACCUCCUAAAAAUUCAGAGUCCUUGUCUGCUAAUAUCCCAGACAAGCAGAAACCAUGGUGGCUUGAUGGGAAAGUAAAGAUGAAGCUUGCCAAACUUUAUUACAACAAUGGCAAGCUGGAGGACUUUGUGGAAACCAUUUUUCUUCCCGUUCUUGAGACACUGGAUAUCGAGUAUGCUAAUCGAAAGGUCAAACCAACAAAAAAGCUUCCAGAUGAUGUUCUGCGUGAAAGAGCUAAAGUGCUGGGUGAAGAGCGUCCGGACAGCAUAAUUCAAGGUUGUAGGCCUAUAGCCUCACCUGCAGAGGUACUGAAGGCAAACAGAGCAAAGAAAACACUAGAGAAAAGGGCAGCGUCAAAUGAAGAUACCGUAAAAGAUGAUACACGGAGAGCAAAGCAAAUACCUCCUCUUCCUGGUCUACUGGCAGAUGUGGAGAACCAUCAGCUUGUGUUAGAUCUAUGUCGAACAUUGACUUCGCUUCAACGAUACUGGGAUGCACUGCAAAUUAUCAACCGUACUCUUAGACUUGGAAAUGAUGCACUCGCUGAUGACAAUAAAGAGGAACUUCGAUCCUUGGGCGCUGAAAUAGCAUAUAGAGCUCCAGAUCCCCGGCCUGGCUUUGAUUAUCUCCGUUAUGUGGUUCAGCAGCACCCGGAUUCCCUCUCUGCGUGGAACUCCUAUUACAAAGUAACAUCAAGAACAGAAGAUAAGAUUUCGCGGAUUUCGCGCCAUCUUAAGUUUCUUCUUAAGACAAAAAAAGACAACCCCAAAUGUGUGCCUCCUAUAAUCAUACAUGGGCAUCGAUUUACUGCUAACAGUCAACAUCAGUCUGCUGCUCAGGAGUAUCUGGAAGCUUACAAGUUGGAUCCGGAAAAUCCUCUUAUCAAUCUCUGUGUUGGUUCGUCUUUGAUCAGCUUAGCCCUUGGCUUCAGGCUUCAGAACAAGAACCAGUGCAUUCUCCAAGCUUUCGCAUUCCUCUUCAGAUGCCUGCGCCUUGGUGGCAACCAACAGGAGGCCUUGUACAACAUUGCCCGGGCAUACCACCAUAUUGGCCUCAACACCUUGGCGGUCACCUACUAUGAGAAGGUUUUAGCCAUGGAGGUGAAAGAUUGCCCCAUACCGAAGCUUCCAUUUGAGGAGGAUUCAGAUCCAUGUGGGCAACAGGAUCUCAGGCCGGGCUAUUGUGACCUCCGAAGAGAAGCAGCGUUCAAUUUGCAUCUGAUUUACAAGAAAAGCGGAGCAGCUGAUCUGGCAAGAAGGAUUCUCAAGACCUACUGUAGUAUUUAGGAGUCGGAAUUGUACCCUGCGCUUAGAUACAUGCUAUUACCCCACUCUGUGUGGAUGCUAGUACUAUGCAACAUUUCCAUAUGAUGUAAAGGCAACUAAUGUUAUCAUGGUGCUAAAUUAAACUUUGCAA
Brachypodium distachyon (stiff brome) is the source of this 3009-nucleotide messenger RNA. Its product is annotated as general transcription factor 3C polypeptide 3. Bases 174 to 2879 code for a protein of 901 amino acids. Gene Ontology annotation, molecular function: protein binding. Gene Ontology annotation, biological process: transcription by RNA polymerase III. The transcript has a single exon. Gene Ontology annotation, cellular component: transcription factor TFIIIC complex. The record is from RefSeq and is a predicted model, not a curated record. NCBI's taxonomy places the organism in Eukaryota, Viridiplantae, Streptophyta, Magnoliopsida, Poales, Poaceae.